Molecule: messenger RNA, 3752 nt
Organism: Arachis duranensis
Lineage: Eukaryota; Viridiplantae; Streptophyta; Magnoliopsida; Fabales; Fabaceae
Product: putative pentatricopeptide repeat-containing protein At3g16710, mitochondrial
Exons: 8
Coding region: 218-1702 (494 amino acids)
Molecular function (GO): protein binding
Source: RefSeq, a predicted model, not a curated record
UUCUUCCACGAAGGAUUUAUGAUGUAGUGUAGGUUUCUCUUUGUUUUGGGCCCAUGGCCCCUUAGUUAACCAGAAAAAAAAAAAAAGAAAGCUGGGGGGUGUUGCAGUGUAAUUCUCAUUCACAAUAAUCAUUUCUGUCUCAGACCUUCAAUUUCUCUAAUUCUCACUGCAUUAAUUCUGAAUUCUGUGUUUGUGAAUUCGUCUCUUGAUUGCAAGAAUGUUGUCAUUGUUCUCAUUCUCACUCUCUCGAAUCAUGUUAAGGUACUCUCCUUAUUCUGUUCCCCACUCCGCUUUCCGUCUUUGCUUCCCUUUAACUUCAUCCCUACAUUCUCACUCUCAGUCUCAAUCACAUGAUAAAGAUGUUGAUUUCUUCACUCGCUUGCUCUCUAUCUCUAUGCGUCCUUCUCCAUCCAUCAACUCCUUUAACAUGAUUUUGGGGGCUUUUGCCAAGAGGAACGAUUUCCCCACCGCCAUUCUCCUUGUUCAGAAAUUGCAAGCCAGGGGAAUCGCUCCCGACUUGUUUACUUUGAACAUCUUAAUCAAUUGUUGUUCCAGCAUGGGUCGUAUGAAGCUUGCUUUCUCUGGGUUGGCCAAGAUUCUCACGAUGGGUUAUCAACCUGAUACGGUAACAUUGAAAACAAUCCUGAAAGGUCUCUGUCUCUCUGGUAAUGUUGAGAAAGCACUACACUUUCAUGAUAGAGUCCUGGCUCUAGGAUUUCAGUUUAAUAAAGUUACUUAUGGGACCUUGAUUAAGGUACUCUGUAACACUGGAUACAGAUCAGCUGCUAUUCAAGUGUUGAGAAAGACCAUUAUUCCUAAUGUCGUCAUGUACAGCACAAUUAUUGAUAGCCUGUGCACGGAAAACCUUGUAACUGAUGCUUUUCAUUUAUUCUCUGAAAUGCUUGCUGAGGGAAUUUCUCCGGAUGUUCAAAGUUACAAUAUCAUGAUUAAUGGCUUCUGCAAAAGUAAAAUGCUAGAUGAAGCCUCGAGUCUCUUUCAAGAAAUGCUUCGUAAGGACUUGGUUCCAAACACGGUAACUUACACCACUCUUAUUGAUAGCUUGUGCAAAUCAAAGAGAAUCUCUUGUGCUUUGGAGCUUUUGGACAAGAUGCAUGAUAGAGGUCAACCUGCUAAUGUAGUCGCUUACAAUUCCUUGUUGGAUGGGAUGUUCAAAAACCAACAACUUGACAAGGCACUUAUGUUAUUCAAUCAAAUGAAAAAGAGUGGCAUUGAUCCAAAUAUACGCACUUACAGUAUACUUAUUGAUGGCCUAUGCAAAGGUGGAAGACUUUCAGAUGCAAGAGCGAUUUUCCAAGAUCUUUCUGGUAAAGGCUGUCCUCCAAAUGUGAGGACAUACAAUAUUAUGAUCAAUGGGCUCUGCAAAGAGGGACUGUGUGAAGAAGCAUUGAACCUGUUGUCGGAAAUGGAACACAAUGGUUGCUUACCAAAUGAUGUGACUUCUGCAACUAUCAUUCAUGCUUUCAGACAGAUGAGUAUGACAUGGCGGGGAAUGUUCUUCGGGAAGUUGAUAAAAGAAGGUAUUGACUUGAAGCUCUCUAAUUCUUAUAGACCUGGAUGCAAGGAGGCUAAGGGUUCCAACAAUGAGCUAUUGAGUGCCAUCAAGAAUAUCCCAAAUGAGUUUUCUUCUAGUAAGAUUUACUUCGAUAUUAACUGUGAAACAAACAUGAAAGGUAGGCAUUAGACAAUGUGGUUUAACUAACUAAAUUAAAAAGGUGAUUCAAUAAACCCUUUGUAAACAUAUCCAAAUAUUGAAGUAAAAUGUAUUUCUUACUUCACUCCAUAGGCAAUGUGGUUUAAUUAACUAAAUUAAAAGGGUGACAAUAUGGUUGACAGCACCAUGUAAAUUUCAUGUCAAUUGUAUUUCUUGUUUUAUUGUUAAUGGAAUCUAAUAGCCAAAAAGACAAAAAAAAAAAAAAUAAAAGAUGAAACUAAUAGCAAUGAAUUAGUAUGACUCCCAUACCAUUUGGAAAUUAUGAUAAGAUUAUAAGAACAACUAUGCUAAACUGAAAGUAUGCAGCAAGAUAGGUCAACAAAUUUAGGCUUGAUGUUUGUGUUGAGUUUUACGAUUCUGAAGCUCAUACUCCACAUUCAGUUGGUUUAUUGUGUAGUAAAUAGAACCUUUUUUCUAUUUAUGGAUUAGUGUAGUAUGCAUGUUAUUUCUAUUUAUCCGCCUAUAAUCACUUAUAGAAAUGCAAGAAAACCCUUAGUUUUAUGUACAAUGUGGCAUUUAUUUGCGUGUGGUUGUUAAGGACUUUAUCCCCUGCAUCUAAUCAGGAUAGAAAAGUAUGUUGUUCGUAUAUUUUUAGUUUUAUUUGAGGUUCUAAGAUCUGUUAAACUUUUGAUUGUAUCUUCUAAUAUUAUUCAUAAGUUACAAAAAAAAAAGAUUUAAUGGUUAUAGGCUACUCCCAAUGGGGUUGUGACUCUACCAGGUUGAGUACAUUUUAAUGAUAAACACAUGUUCACUUUUCACUAAUUCACAUGUUCAGUACGGUAGUUUCAUUUUUAGACAAGUUUCACGGUCUCCUUAUAGCAAGCAUUCUCAGCACAGGCAUUCUCCCUCCUCUUCUCUUGAUAAUUCCACGUUUGUUGCCAUAUUAGUUUUUAUAUGAAAACACUAAAAUUUUCAAUAUCCUUUGUAUUAAACAACUGUAGAAGCAAAUUAAAUUGAAGUUUUUAAUAAUUAAGAAGAAGCUAAGAAAUUACAAGUUUCCAUUUUGGCCAAAAUAUGUGCAGGAGUGCGUGGAUAGCUUCUUGAAAAACAUAUAUAUGUAGAAUUGGGUGACUAAGUAGAGGUCAAAGAAUGAUUCAUUCUCAAAAUUUGGAUUAGUAGAGCAAAUAAAUAUCACUGCUGAUAAGAGUGACUAUUUGUGGUACUCAUUAAGCAUUGAUUUUGAAGAUGAUGUUAGUGCUCAAACUGUUCUUCACAUCGAAUCCUUUGGACAUUCCCUUCAUGCUUUCAUAAAUGGGAAGCUUGCAGGUGAGGAGUGAAAAAUGGAAACAGUGGCAAUGCUAAAGUCAACGUGGAUAUCCUCAUCACACUUGUAGCUGGGAAGAACACAAUUUGAUCUCUUGAGUUUAACCGUGGGUCUUCAAAACUAUGGAUCUUUCUUUGACACAUAGGGUGCUAGGAUCACUGGGCCAGUGAUAUUGAAAGGAUUGAAGAAUGGAACUACUAUUGACCUCUCCUCCCAGCAACGAUCAUAUCAGAUUGGUCUUCAAGGUGAAGACUUAGGUCAAUCUAGUGGCAGUGUUGGACAGUAGAACCCACAGUCAAACUUACCCUCAGAAUCAGGAAGAUCAGGGCCAGUUUUGUCACUAGUGUGUCCUAAUCCUAAGCAGAUCAUCUUUUCUAUUAAAUUCUCCAGUUUUGGCACGCCGAGUGGGACUUGUGGAAACUUCAACCAUGGUAGCUGCAGCAGCAACAAGGCUCUAUCCAUUGUUAAGAAGGCCUGCAUUGGAUUAAGCAGCUGUAAAAAUUAAUGUAUCAAUUGAUACAUUUGGAGAUCCAUGUAGAAGAGUAACUAAAAGUCUUGCUGUUGAAGCUUCUUGUACAUAGACAUUGUUGCUUCAUGAAGUACCUACCCUUCUUCAUAGCUUGGACAUAAAGGAUCUUAGAUUUUUUUUAGUUGAAAAAUCAUGAUUACUGCUGAUUGAUUAGCCAAAUAUAAAAAUGGUGAAUGAAAUAUUCUAAAUAAAAUAGUAUAUUAAAUGUAAAUCCAUUAGUUCAUACC